Molecule: messenger RNA, 703 nt
Organism: Quercus lobata
Lineage: Eukaryota; Viridiplantae; Streptophyta; Magnoliopsida; Fagales; Fagaceae
Product: protein SUPPRESSOR OF K(+) TRANSPORT GROWTH DEFECT 1-like
Exons: 1
Coding region: 239-703 (154 amino acids)
Biological process (GO): vacuole organization; endosomal transport
Molecular function (GO): ATP hydrolysis activity
Source: RefSeq, a predicted model, not a curated record
AUUAGGUUUUUGGUUGCAAGUUCUAAGGGUGUGGAUAAGUUGCUUAUCUGAGAAUUCAAGUUUAAGAAUUGUGAUAGAGUAGUUUGACUCUGUAUAAUAUCAUUACUAGAACGAAAUCAUUGGAGUGUCGAACUUAGAAUUGAAUUUUGGGUUUUAGAGGGAAGGAGUGGUGGUUUGAAACUAGUUUGAGUAUUCUUUUUGGUGGCUUUGAUUUCUAUGCAUUUAUUGUAAGUAAAAGAUGUAUAGCAAUUUUAAGGAGCACGCGAUAGAGUAUGUGAAGCAGGCAGUUCAUGAGGAGGAUGCCAGAAACUAUAGCAAAGCAUUUCUGCUCUAUAUGAAUGCAUUAGAGUACUUUAGGACUCAUUUGAAGUAUGAGAAGAAUCCAAAGAUUAAGGAAGCGAUUACUAAAAAAUGUAUGGAAUAUUUGAAGAGGGCAGAGGAGAUAAGGGCCAUUCUCAAUAAUGGGAGGAGUGGGCCUGCCCCCAGUGGUGAUGCAAUAGUUGCUAGCCAACCAAAGACAAAGUCGAAGGGAGGAGUGGGGAAAGAUGCGGAGGAUCCUGAGCAAGCAAAGCUUAGGGCUAGCCUUGAUUCUGUGAUAAUCAAGGAGAAAACAAACGAGAAGUGGAGUGAUCAUGCAGCCGAGCUUGAGAGUGCCAAACAGGCAUUGCAAAAGGCUGUAAUACUUCCUGUGAAGUUUCUCUAG